AUAUUUUGUUUUUACUGUAGGAUAAGACUUUUGGCACAGCUGGGGAAACUGUUGUUGUUGAAGAACUUCUUGAAGGAGAAGAAGUUUCUUGCUUAUGUUUCACUGAUGGCAUCACAAUUGCUCCCAUGCCUCCAGCCCAGGACCACAAGCGAUUAAUGGAUGGAGAUGAAGGCCCUAACACUGGAGGGAUGGGAGCUUAUUCCCCAGCACCUCAGAUUUCUAAAGAUUUACUGCAGAAAAUAAGAGAUACAAUUCUUCAGAAAACUGUUGAUGGCAUGAGGAAAGAAGGUGUCCCCUAUUUUGGUGUGCUUUAUGCUGGAUUAAUGCUUACCAAAGAUGGACCUAAAGUUCUAGAGUUUAACUGCAGAUUUGGUGACCCAGAAUGUCAGGUAAUUCUUCCACUGUUGAAAAGCGAUUUGUAUGAAGUUAUGCAAGCGGUUAUCAAUAAAAAGUUGUCUAGUUCCAUGCCAGUUUGGUUUGAAGACAAUGCAGCUGUGACGGUGGUCAUGGCUAGCGAAGGGUAUCCAGGAACAUAUCCCAAGGGUUUGGAAAUAACAGGACUUUCUAAGGCUAAGCAACUAGGAUUGGAGGUGUUCCAUGCAGGCACGUCCCUAAAGGAUGGCAAAGUGGUGACUAGUGGUGGAAGAGUCCUGACAGUAACUGCUAUUAAAGAGGAUCUAAUGACAGCACUGCAAGAAGCCAACAAGGGAGUAGCAGCCAUACACUUCAAGGGUGCCAUUUAUAGAAAGGACAUUGGUUAUCGGGCUAUAGCUUUCCUGAGACAAUCCAGAGGCCUGACUUACAAAAACAGUGGGGUAGACAUCGCAGCAGGCAAUACUUUGGUUCAGAAAAUUAAGCCCCUAGCUGCAGCCACAUCAAGGUCAG
Messenger RNA from Fulmarus glacialis (Northern fulmar), 885 nucleotides. Its product is annotated as trifunctional purine biosynthetic protein adenosine-3-like. The transcript is spliced from 7 exons. The annotation marks the transcript as partial. Gene Ontology annotation, molecular function: ATP binding; phosphoribosylamine-glycine ligase activity; metal ion binding. NCBI's taxonomy places the organism in Eukaryota, Metazoa, Chordata, Aves, Procellariiformes, Procellariidae. Gene Ontology annotation, biological process: purine nucleobase biosynthetic process. The record is from RefSeq and is a predicted model, not a curated record.